AUGUUCAAAAGACCCCUAUCCAACCUACCACACUUAAAUCCCCUACCCAAACAAUUACGGGGUACUAUCCGUCCCCUCAACACAGAAACAAAGAAACAAAAUUCCCUCCCAGCAGCCUACUACCGCGGCGGCACCUCACGCGCAGUAUUCUUCAAGCAAUCAGACCUCCCCCCUUCAAAAACAGACUGGGCCCCAAUAUUCCGCAAUGUCCUCGGCAGUCCAGACCCGUACGGUCGCCAACUCGACGGACUAGGCGGCGGAAUAUCAAGUUUAUCAAAGGUGUGCGUAGUAGGCGCGCCGACGCAUGCCGAUGCAGAUGUCGAUUAUACAUUUGUUUCUCUCGGGAUUCAGAAUUCCGAUGUUGAUUAUUCGAGUAAUUGUGGGAAUAUGAUUAGUGCUGUUGGGCCGUUUGCCGUUGAUUCGCGGUUGUUUCCGGUGAGUGCGCGUGAGGCUGCCGAGGUGCGCAUUCAUAAUACGAAUACUGGAAAGAUCAUCCGGUCAACGUUUCCUGUUGUUGGAGGUGAGGCUGCUGCCAGUGGUGACUUUGCUAUUGAUGGUGUGGCUGGGACGGCUGCGCGUGUACAAUUGGAUUUUGUUCAUCCUGCUGGCUCUGUUACGGGGACUUUGUUGCCUACGAGUAAUGUGACGGAUGAAUUUGAUGGGGUUACGGCUACGUGUAUCGAUGUUGGGAAUCCGUGUGUUUUUGUUCGGGCGUCUGAUCUUGGUGUGGAGGGGGAUUUGACGCCGGAGGAUAUUGCUGCUCACGCAGAUUUGUUGCCGCGCUUGGAUUCUAUUCGACGACAGGCGGGGGUUAAGAUGGGCAUUGCGGAUUGGGUUGAGAGUGUGCCGGGGAGUGUGCCGAAGAUUUGUAUGGUUGCUAAGCCUUCUGUCACUGAUGUGUGUGGUGGAGAGUUGAAGCAGACGUGUGAUGAUGUUGAUCUUCUUGCGAGGGCUCUUUCUGUUGGGCAGCCGCAUAAGGCUGUUCCGAUUACUGUUGCUUUGGCUCUUGCUGCCGCUGCUCGUGUUUCUGGGAGUACCGUUGCUGGGGUUGUUGAUGGGCCGCCUGUCGAUGGGGCUGGUAUCACGAUUGGACAUGCCAGUGGGAACCUUCUGGUUGGUGCCAAUUUUGAUGCUGACGGGGCGUUGACUUCUGCUACGGUCUUUCGGACGGCUCGUCGUCUGUUUGAGGGGAGAAUAUAUUGGAAGAAUGAUUCUUGA
Molecule: messenger RNA, 1218 nt
Organism: Penicillium antarcticum
Lineage: Eukaryota; Fungi; Ascomycota; Eurotiomycetes; Eurotiales; Aspergillaceae
Product: DUF453 domain protein
Exons: 1
Coding region: 1-1218 (405 amino acids)
Source: RefSeq, a predicted model, not a curated record